Messenger RNA from Schistosoma haematobium, 1358 nucleotides. Its product is annotated as Voltage-dependent anion-selective channel protein 1. Lineage: Eukaryota; Metazoa; Platyhelminthes; Trematoda; Strigeidida; Schistosomatidae. Gene Ontology annotation, cellular component: mitochondrial outer membrane. The record is from RefSeq and is a predicted model, not a curated record. Gene Ontology annotation, biological process: monoatomic anion transmembrane transport. Bases 450 to 914 code for a protein of 154 amino acids. Gene Ontology annotation, molecular function: voltage-gated monoatomic anion channel activity. The transcript is spliced from 5 exons.
AAAGUACUAAAUUCAGUAUAGGCGUAACUCUCCAAUACACUAUGGUUCCCCCUUCGUUCUCGGAUCUUGGUAAAGAUGCACGGGACUUACUCUUUAAAAAGUUUUAUUUUGGACUGUAUAAUAUUCACUGCACGACAAAGAAAAAUGACAUUGAGUUUAAAGCCGAUAUUAGUGAUGGACCUAAACCAAAUAAGAUGCAUUUCAACCUGCAGGAAAAGUUCUCGUUUCCACAAUAUGGUCUAACAAUGACGAAAAAGUGGUCUUCCAACAAUCUAGUUGAUGGAGAAAUAGUAUUUGAAGACAAAUUAGUUGGCGGGUUGAAACAAACUUUUCAAAUUUCUCGCGAUCCUUUUCAAAAGUAGGACACUCUCAUUAACUAAUUACUUAGUUGUUUUCAUGCCAAUUUAAUCAAUUCUUUUCGAAACAAGCAUGUGAAUUCUAACGUCGAAAUGUUCUUCAAGUCUGCUAUCCCUGAUUUGUCCCCAUCUUUUGUUUUUAAUUACCAAGGCUAUUUGGUUGGUGCAGAUGUUAAAUUGGAUUGUACAAAUCAAAUUUUACAAAAAGCUAAUUUUUCUGUCGGUUACACAGUACAAGAUUUUAGUUUUCAUGGUUUAAUUACAAAUUGGGGUAAACAAUUUUCAGCCAGCAUCUUUCAACGUAUAACUGAUCGACUGCAUAUAGCAGGUUCAAUUACAUGGAAACGUGUUCCAGAUGAAACUGUUUGGGCUGUUGGAUCACAAUAUAUAUUAGAUAAUCAGAAAAAGCAUUCUGUGAAAUUGAGACUAGAUCAUUUAAAUCAAAUCAGUUUGGCUUUUACAACAUAUUUAUCAAAAAGUCUUCAAUUGACAUUGAGUGGAGUUUUCAAUGGUUCAGAUUUGACAAAAAUGGGUAUUGGUUUAGAAUUGAAUGCUUAAAACAUUUAUGAACAUACUAAUUUUUCUAUGAAUUAAAAUAAAACAAUAUGACUAUGUAUCAAUUAUAGAUGUAAAACAAUUAUGAAUGAAUUAGUUCACUUUCUCUUUACCCCGGUCUCAUCGUUACAAUCAUUCUUUCAUCAAAUACAAAAGUAUUAGUUAUUUAGAUUGUUCAUGUUGACAAUUUAUUCUCUUAUUUCAUUCAUGGUUAUGUUGCUUCUUUGUUGUCCAACUGUUUUCUUUCCACCACCACUACCACCACUUCUCAACUAUUUAGUCUAUAUACUGCCAUUACAUUAUCCAAGUGUAUAUGACCUUUUGUAGGUGUGUUUUGCCUCUGCUUUUUUUUCUAAAGAUUUUAUAUUUAUUUAUGAGAUUACAUAUUAAGUUGAAUCUCUUAAAAGAAUCUGUAUAUCAUCAUAAAUAUAGAUAGUUACAUGUAAA